Messenger RNA from Symbiodinium pilosum, 309 nucleotides. Lineage: Eukaryota; Dinophyceae; Suessiales; Symbiodiniaceae. The record is from the annotation of a GenBank genome assembly.
GGUGCUGCCGCAGAACAGCUGAACAAGGUGUUGCAAAAGGGCUACCAGAACAGCGCUGCAGCAUCUGCAAGCUCCUCUGCUAGCUCGACGAGGACGCGCUUUGGAUCAGAAGAUCCCCUGGAUGUUUUCAUGGCAGAAUUGAACAACCAGGUCAAAUCGGACAUGGCUUCAAUCGGAAAGAAGAGUGAGGUGAAGAGUACCACGGUCGACAAAGACAAAGCUGGAGCUAUGAAAGGAGCCAUUCAGCACCAGCUGAAGCAAAGGUAUCGAGCAAAGCUGCAGCAGAUGCGUGGCCCCAGAAGUGGUUGA